CUCCGAGCUCAGUUCGCGCAGUAACAAAUGAAGUGCGCGCUGCGACACCUCCCAGCUCGCCAGGCUCGGCCGCCAUUUCCUCGCCUGGCCUAACGGUCCGGCCAAUCCCAGCGCGCAUCGAGAAGGACUGAAGCUCCGCCAAUUGGAGGCUGCCAAUUCCGACCCUUUGCCUCGGCCCGGCCCAAUCCAGGCUUCUGCCCCUUCGCCCCCGGCCCGCCCCCGCGGCGGCCUCUCUCCUCCCUCUUUGUGCGUCUCGCGCCGCCGCCGCCCGCCGCGUGAGAGGACGGGUUCCGCGCGCUAGCGCUGCGACUCCCUCCCCCCCUCCCCGAAAGAUUCGCUAAGGAAAAGCCGCCGCCGAGGAGCCGCCGGUGCCGGUCCCCCGGGGCGCCAUGGCGACCGGAGCAAACGCCACGCCGCUGGGUAAGCUGGGCCCCCCCCCCGGCCUUCCCUCCCUUCCCGGGCCCAAAGGGGGUUUCGAGCCGGGGUCACCGCCUGCCCCCAGACCUGGGGCGGAACUGCUGGUACCCAGGCCGCUACUUCCCCCGCCCGUAGGCUCGGUGGGGGCCCUGACCGCGGCCUUCCCGUUCGCGGCGCUGCCUCCGCCGCCGCCCCCCCCACCGCCGCCACCGCCCUCCCCGUGCUCCUCGUACCCGCCGCCGCAGCCGCCCUCUCCGCCGCCGCUCUACCAGCGCGUGUCGCCGCUGCCACCCCAGCCGCCGCGUCAGGACCAGCAGCCGGGCCCGGCCGGCGGCGGAGGAGACUUCCCAAGUAAGAAGCGGAAGAGGAGCCGGUGGAACCAAGACACAAUGGAACAGAAGACCGUGAUUCCAGGAAUGCCUACAGUUAUCCCCCCUGGACUUACUCGGGAACAAGAAAGAGCUUAUAUAGUGCAACUGCAGAUAGAAGACCUGACUCGUAAACUGCGCACAGGAGACCUGGGCAUCCCCCCUAACCCUGAGGACAGGUCCCCUUCCCCUGAGCCCAUCUACAAUAGCGAGGGGAAGCGGCUUAACACCCGAGAGUUCCGCACCCGCAAAAAACUUGAAGAGGAACGCCAUAACCUCAUCACGGAAAUGGUUGCCCUCAACCCUGAUUUCAAGCCACCUGCAGAUUACAAACCACCAGCAACACGUGUGAGCGAUAAAGUAAUGAUUCCACAAGAUGAGUAUCCAGAAAUCAACUUUGUGGGGCUGCUCAUUGGGCCCAGAGGGAACACGUUGAAGAACAUAGAGAAGGAGUGUAACGCGAAGAUUAUGAUCCGGGGGAAAGGGUCUGUGAAAGAAGGGAAAGUGGGGCGCAAAGAUGGCCAGAUGUUGCCAGGAGAAGAUGAGCCACUUCAUGCCCUGGUUACUGCCAAUACCAUGGAGAAUGUGAAGAAAGCAGUCGAACAGAUAAGAAACAUCCUGAAGCAGGGUAUCGAGACCCCUGAGGACCAGAAUGAUCUACGGAAGAUGCAGCUUCGGGAGUUGGCUCGCUUGAAUGGGACCCUUCGGGAAGACGACAACAGGAUCUUAAGGCCCUGGCAGAGCUCAGAGACCCGCAGCAUUACCAAUACCACAGUGUGUACCAAGUGUGGAGGGGCUGGCCACAUUGCUUCCGAUUGCAAAUUCCAACGGCCUGGUGACCCCCAAUCAGCUCAGGAUAAAGCGCGGAUGGAUAAAGAAUAUUUAUCCCUCAUGGCUGAACUGGGUGAAGCGCCCGUGCCAGCAUCAGUGGGCUCCUCCUCUGGGCCUGCCAGCACCCCUCUGGCCAGUGCACCACGGCCUGCUGCUCCCGCCAACAACCCACCUCCACCGUCUCUUAUGUCCACCACCCAGAGCCGCCCACCCUGGAUGAAUUCUGGCCCUUCAGAGAGUCGGCCCUAUCAUGGCAUGCAUGGAGGUGGUCCUGGUGGGCCUGGAGGUGGCCCCCACAGUUUUCCACACCCAUUGCCCAGCCUGACAGGUGGGCAUGGUGGACAUCCCAUGCAGCACAACCCUAAUGGACCCCCACCCCCGUGGAUGCAGCCGCCACCACCACCAAUGAACCAGGGCCCCCACCCACCUGGGCACCAUGGCCCUCCUCCAAUGGAUCAGUACCUGGGAAGUACGCCUGUGGGCUCUGGGGUCUAUCGCCUGCAUCAAGGAAAAGGUAUGAUGCCGCCGCCGCCUAUGGGCAUGAUGCCACCGCCGCCGCCGCCGCCCAGUGGGCAGCCCCCGCCCCCACCCUCUGGUCCUCUUCCCCCAUGGCAGCAGCAGCAGCAGCAGCCUCCGCCACCCCCUCCGCCCAGCAGCAGUAUGGCUUCCAGUACCCCCUUGCCAUGGCAGCAAAAUACGACGACUACCACCACGAGCGCUGGCACAGGGUCCAUCCCGCCAUGGCAACAGCAGCAGGCGGCUGCCGCAGCUUCUCCAGGAGCCCCUCAGAUGCAAGGCAACCCCACUAUGGUGCCCCUGCCCCCCGGGGUCCAGCCGCCUCUGCCGCCCGGGGCCCCUCCCCCUCCGCCGCCUCCGCCUCCUGGUUCCGCCGGCAUGAUGUAUGCCCCGCCCCCCCCUCCUCCGCCUCCCAUGGACCCUUCUAACUUUGUCACCAUGAUGGGCAUGGGGGUGGCGGGCAUGCCGCCCUUCGGGAUGCCUCCAGCUCCCCCACCGCCUCCACCACAGAACUAGACUUGGUUUUUUUAAGAAAAUAUAUAUUAUAUAGAGAGAGAAUUGGUCUCGUUUAAACACACGCCGAACCUCACCAUAUGGAGCCAGACAUUGGGACGCACGCAUGUGAUUGUGUGCACGCAUGUGUGUGUGUGCACGCACCGGGCUGGGCCAAGCGACUGAGGACUCGCUUGGGUACGGGCAGGUGAUAGUAGGGGCGCCAGCUUGGGCUCUCCUGGCGCCCCGUAGCAUCGAGUGUCUUCUUUGUCUUCUUUCUCUCCUCACCCAACUCCCUUUGCCUCUCCCCAAACCGGGCCGCCAGGAUCCCUCCCCGCGGCGGCGAUGGCCCGAGCCAUGAGAGUGAGGACUUUCCGCGCCCAUUGGUGACCCUUCCAGGCAGACAGCCUCAACAGCGCCCCUGGUGGACAGGAUGGUUCGGCAAAGCAGCCUGAGUUAUUUUUGUGGACGGAAUCGGAACACGCUGGCUCCAUAUUGUGAAAUUUUUAUUAAUUUUUUUCUUUUUCCUUUGUUAUUUCCUUAUCUCUUUCUUCAGACUCCAUCCAAGGAGGCGCUCUCCCCGGUCUUCUGCUGCAAUCAGAUUCCUUUCCCUUUUCUCCAUUCCUCACUCUUCUCUUUCCAAGGAGAGGAGCAAAUGAAAUGGUUUUAGGCAAAAACCUUGGCCACUGAUGUCAGGCUAGUUGAGAGGGGUGUUCCUUUGGUUCUAAGAUUUCCAAGGUGCCAUAGUCACCCCAGAGAUUUUUUUAUUUUUAAGUGUGGGGUUUUGUUUCUGUUGCCCUCAUAGAGUAGUGGUGUAAUCUCCAGGGUCCACAUCUACCCUGCCACCCCUGCCAGCAGUAGGUGUGGCCACCCAAGCCACCGUGGGCUUGUCUGCCAGGCCAGAGAGUUUCCAGGCUCCCUGAGCGCCUGAGCUGCCUCAGAUUCCAUUUGUUCCUCUCCUUCCUGGAAGGCUUCCUUUUAAAUUUUCUUUUAAUCCCAAAUGUCUGUUUUGCAGUGUCUAGGGGUUAGAGCCCCCUGUUUUUCGUUCUGCUUCCUUUUUCCCCUGCUUCUCUCUUCAUGGAGUGAUUAUGUUGACAAUAAUGUAUAAUGCGCGUUCUCUUCACUGGUUUAACUGCAGAAAUUUCUCUGGGCUUUUUUUUUUUUCGGUGUAUGAUUCAACACUGCGUUAAAGGGGAAUGUUCCAUUGAAUAAAAGAGCAGUGUGGUUUUC
Rhinolophus ferrumequinum (greater horseshoe bat) is the source of this 3854-nucleotide messenger RNA. RefSeq names its product splicing factor 1 (gene SF1). Bases 390 to 2648 code for a protein of 752 amino acids. The record is from RefSeq and is a predicted model, not a curated record. NCBI's taxonomy places the organism in Eukaryota, Metazoa, Chordata, Mammalia, Chiroptera, Rhinolophidae. Gene Ontology annotation, biological process: regulation of mRNA splicing, via spliceosome. Gene Ontology annotation, molecular function: mRNA binding; zinc ion binding. The transcript is spliced from 13 exons. Gene Ontology annotation, cellular component: nucleus.